AUGAAGGAAACAUCUGUGCUGUGUCUGCUCUUUCUGAUCUCACUGCUGAGCUGCACAACAAACCAAGCUCGUCUGACUGUGAGUCCCAGCAGCUCUCAGUUCUUUAAAGGAGACUUUGUGUCUCUGAGCUGUGAGGAGGACGACAGCUCUGCUGGAUGGACUCUGAGGAGGAACACAAGGAAACCACAGAGGACUCAGUGUAGAGAUGGGUGGGGAAGAUGGUCUGGUUCUUCCUGUAGCAUCACUGUUUUCCAAUCAGACAGUGGAGUUUACUGGUGUGAGUCCAGAGAAGGUGCCAUCAGUAACAUGGUUAAUCUCACAGUCUCUGGUGGAUCAGUGAUCCUGCAGAGUCCUGUCCUCCCUGUGAUGGAGGGAGAUGACGUCACUCUGCUCUGUCAAACAAAGACCACUCCCUCCAACCUCCCAGCUGCUUUCUAUAAAGAUGGCUCCCUCAUCAGGAAGCAGCCUACAGGUCACAUGACCAUCCAGCAUGUUUCCAGGUCUGAUGAAGGCCUCUACAAGUGUGACAUCAGCGGUCAUGGAGAGUCUCCAUCCAGCUGGAUCACUGUCACAGGUAGACCUACAACCAGGGUCCCUCCCACCACAUCUACAACCCCACCUUCUACCUCAGCCCCACCCCCUGACUCCCCCCACCUUGUAUUCAGACUUGUCCUCCACCUGGUGGUGUUAUGUCCAUACUUCAUCUCCACUCUCCUCAUGGUGUCUUUGUAUCGAUGCAGAGCCAAAGCAACAGCACAAUCCACCCAUGCUGAGCAGGGAUUGGCCGAGGACUGCAGUGAGAUUGUUGCAGUGACCACUGAGCAUCAGUUCUGAGCUGCACAGACACAAAGAAGCGUGACCUUGA
Archocentrus centrarchus (flier cichlid) is the source of this 865-nucleotide messenger RNA. RefSeq names its product Fc receptor-like B. The transcript has 6 exons. Bases 1 to 834 code for a protein of 277 amino acids. Gene Ontology annotation, biological process: cell surface receptor signaling pathway; immune response. The record is from RefSeq and is a predicted model, not a curated record. Gene Ontology annotation, cellular component: external side of plasma membrane. Lineage: Eukaryota; Metazoa; Chordata; Actinopteri; Cichliformes; Cichlidae. Gene Ontology annotation, molecular function: transmembrane signaling receptor activity.